CCCCAGCUUAGCAGCAGUAACGCCAUUUUGCAAGGCUGUACUUAAGAUGACUGGUUCAGGGAAAGGUUAGAACACUGAGUACACAGCGGCUGCCAAACAAGAUGUGUUUGGUUGAAGGCCUGGCAACAGGAGGACUGCCGUUGAGCACCUGACAAUGAGAAAAGCCCCGGGAGAGGUCCCACACCCUGGUGGGGGGCCGAGUCAGCCGUUAUGUUCCAAGAAGGUAGCUAAGAAACUUGCCCCCAGGCUGAACCCUUGGGGGGCCGAGUCAGUUCUUAUGUUUCAGGAAGGUAGCUAGGAAACUUGCCCCCGGGCUAAACCCUUGCCAUAUUAGAAUCCACCAAUUAUAUCCCUGUAACCAUGCAUCUGCUUCUGUAUGCUUGCUUCUGCUCCCCAAAAUCCUAUAAAAGCCCAUCCUUGGUUCUGUGGGGCGCGCCAGUCCCCCGAGUGACUGAAGCGCCCGCAGGUGCCUGUGCCUGUGUAUCCCGACAAUAAACCAAAUCCUCUUGCUGAUUGCAUCCUGUGGUGUCUCGGUCUGGUCUUUGGAGUUGGAGGGUCUCCAUCCUGAGGGAAAGUUCUCCCUGAGAGCUUUUCAUUUGGUGCGUUGGCCGGGAAAGGAGAUCCUCCACCCAGGGACUACCGACCACCCACUGGGAGGUAAGCCGGCCGGCGUCUGUCUGUCUGUCUGUCUGAUUUUGUCUUGUUCUGUCUUAUUCUGUCUGUUCUGUGAGCGCUCAACCGGGUCUGUUCUGUGAGCGCUCAGCCAGGUCUGUUCUGUGAGCGCUCAGCCAGGUCUGUUCUGUGAGCGCUCAGCCAGGUCUGUUCUGUGAGCGCUCAGCCAGGUUGUUUGGAAUUUGGGCGGGACGAAGAAGGAGCUGACGAGCUCGGACUUCUCGCCCCGCAGCCCUGGAAGACGUUCCAAGGGUGUUAGGGGCCCGACUUUUCGGGGCCCAAUCUGGGAGAGGAGAAAGAUCCGGACUAACGGCACCUCUGUCUGUAUUUUUGGCUUUCAGAGGGCCCCGGACCUUUGCCACCUCCAUCUGACUUUUUGCUUUCAGUUUGGUACCAAAGCCGUGCAGCACGCCUGUCUGUUGUUUGUUUGACUGUUGGUGUUGUUUGUUUUCUCUGUGUUCUAAUCUUCCUUAGAACUAACAUGGGACAGUCCCUAACAACGCCCCUAAGUCUCACUCUUGAUCAUUAGAAAGACGUCCACGACCGGGCACACAACCAGUCCGUCGAGGUUAAAAAAAAAAAAGGAAAAUGGCAGACUCUCUGCACAUCCGAGUGGCCCACUUUCGGAGCGGGAUGGCCAGUGAAUGGCACAUUUAAUAAGAUCAUUAUUUUACAGGUUAAAGAUCGGGCCGUCCACGGACAUCCUGACCAGGUUUCUUAUAUUAUCACUUGAGAGAGUCUCGCCUUAAACCCCCCCCGGGCGGAACCCUUCGUGGACCCGAAUUGGCCUCCCCUCAACCCCCAGCCUGCCCCCUCGGCCCCGCCCGGUCUGCCGGCCACGUCUUCCUCUCUCUACCUUUGUGAAAUCAGAGCCUUCUAAAAAAACCUGUCCUCCCGGCAGACCCAAACUCCCCUCUCAUAGAUCUUCUCUCUGACAGGCCCGGCUGAAACGGAGGAGGCAGAGCCGCCGGCCAGAUCAGUUGCCGGGCCACAGUCUGAUAAGGGUUUCUCCCCUGUCGCAGGGAGAUUGCGCAAUAAGCGCGAGGUGAUGCCAGAUUCAACCUCCCAGGCUUUCCCACUUAGACAGGGAACCGGUGGCCAGACCCAAUACUGGCCAUUUUCAGCAGCUGACAUUUACAAUUGGAAACAACACAACCCUUCUUUCUCCAAAGAUCCGGUGGCACUCACCGACCUAAUAGAAUCUGUUUUACUUACCCACCAGCCUACUUGGGAUGACUGCCAACAGCUCUUACAGGCCCUCUUAACCUCAGAAAAAAAAAAAACAAGGAGUGUUCCUAGAGGCCAGAAAACAUGUUCUGGGAGAUGAUGGGCGUCCCACCCAGCUGCCUGAGGACCAAACUGGGAUUUUAAUACAGCUGAAGCUUCAGGACAACUCAGCGACCGGACGGCCUGGGUACAAAGAGCUACUGGUGAGAAACAAUACCGAUGGACUACAGACCGCCGGGUUCAGCUGGCUACCGGUAAGGUGACCCAUUCCUUCUUACAUGUUCCGGACUGCCCGUACCCUCUGCUGGGCCGUGAUCUGCUCACCAAACUAAAAGCACAAAUUCAUUUUGAGGAAGGAGGGGCCCAAAUAACUGGCCCCCACGGAACUCCCCUUCAAGUUCUAACCCUACAACUAGAGGAUGAAUAUAGACUAUAUGAACCGAGACAGGACAAGCCACAAUCCCUAGAAAUAGACACUUGGGUCACGAAUUUUCCACUGGCUUGGGCAGAGACUGGUGGGAUGGGGUUGGCGCUCCAACAGCCCCCCUUAAUUAUAUAGUUAAAGGCCACUACAACUCCAGUCUCCAUAAAACAAUACCCCCUGUCAUAUGAAGCUUAUCAAGGUAUAAGGCCUCACAUUACGAGGCUUCUGGAUCAAGGCAUCCUAGUCCCCUGCCGGUCGCCUUGGAAUACGCCUCUUCUGCCUGUUAAGAAACCCGGCACUAGAGAUUAUAGGCCAGUACAAGACUUGAGAGAGGUCAACAAGAGGGUAAAAGAUAUUCAUCCGACUGUUCCAAACCCUUACAAUUUGCUCAGUAACUGUUCAUCGAUGAGAAACAGGGGUAUGCUAAAGGGUCCUAACACAAAGGUUGGGACCCUGGAAACGCCCUGUGGCCUACCUGUCUAAGAAAUUGGACCCUGUGGCCUCCGGCUGGCCACCGUGCCUAAGGAUGGUGGCUGCUAUUGCUGUCCUGAUCAAGGAUGCUGAAAAAUUGACUUUGGGACAGCCACUCACCAUCCUAACACCCCACGCAGUGGAGGCCUUGGUAAAGCAGCCCCCAGACCGCUGGCUCUCUAAUUCCCACAUGACCCACUACCAAGCCUUGUUACUGGAUGCAGAACAGGUUCAGUUUGGGCCCGUAGUCGCCCUCAAUCCUGCCACCUUGCUUCCUCUACCAGAGGAGACAAAACAGCAUGACUGCCUACAAAUCCUCGCAGAAGUACAUGGAACCAGGCUGGACCUAUCGGACCAGCCUCUUCAGAAUGCUGACCACACAUGGUACACGGAUGGCAACAGCUUCUUGGCAGAGGGAGGGCGAAAGGCUGGAGCUGCGGUCACUACGGAGGACAAAGUGAUUUGGGCGAAAGCCCUGCCUGCUGGUACCUCCGCACAACGGGCUGAACUCAUCGCCUUGACUCAGGCGCUCAAGAUGACAAAAGGUAAGAGGCUAAAUAUAUAUACAGACAGUCGUUAUGCCUUUGCCACGGCACACAUCCACGGGGAGAUCUACCAGAGGCGGGAGCUGCUCACAUCUAAAGAUAAAGAUAUUAAAAAUAAGGCUAAAAUUCUGGCCCUCUUAGAAGCCCUAUUCUUGCCCAAAAGACUGAGUAUUAUAUAUUGUCCAGGACACCAGAAAGGGCACAACCCAGAGGCACGAAGAAACCGGCUGGCCAAUGCCACGGCUCGAGAAGCGGCCAUGAACAAACAAAUCUUGCCCUUAAAUAGCCCAGACCAACCCACGCCCCCACCAGUGGGACAAACCAGUUGGGUUUAUGCCCAUGAGGACAUAGAGCUCCUAAAAAAAUGGGGGCCAUCUACCACCCUCAACUAAAACAGUGGGUCUACAAAGGAAAGACAGUUAUGCCAAUAAAAAUGACUUUUGAAUUGAUCUCCUUUUUACAUAAAUUAACCCAUUUGGGGUUUAAGAAGAUAAAAACCUUACUAGAUCGGGAAGAGAUAAAUCUGUGUUUUUUUAAAUCGGGACAAAGCGAUACAAAAGGUGACUGAGAGUUACAAAGCGUGCGCUCAGGUUAACCUGGGAAGGACCAUGAUUGGACAAGGAGUUCGUCCUAGGGGACACCGUCCCGACAUCCAUUGGGAAAUUGAUUUUACUGAAAUUAAACCAGGUAUAUAUACAAGUAUCUCCUAGUGUUUGUAGACACCUUCUCAGGAUGGGUCGAAGCCUUCCCCACAAAGCACGAGACUACAAAAAUGGUCACCAAGAAGCUCCUCGAGGAAAUCUUUCCCAGGUAUGGCAUGCCUCAAGCGUUGGGGUCGGACAACGGGCCCGCUUUCGUCUCCCAAGUAAGUCAGUUGGUGGCCAAAUUGCUGGGGAUUGAUUGGAAAUUACAUUGUGCCUAUAGACCCCAGAGUUCAGGUCAGGUAGAACGCAUGAAUAGAACAAUUAAGGAGACUUUAUCCAAACUUACGCUUGCAACUGGCUCAAAGGAUUGGGUGGCCCUCCUUCCCCUAGUUCUAUAUCGGGCCCGGAAUACCCCGGGCCCCCAUGGUCUAACUCCUUUUAAAAUAAUGUAUGGAACACCACCCCCAUUUGUCCAUUUCUUUGAUUCAAACAUUGCUGAUUUUGCUGACAGCCCUUCUCUGAGGGCCCAUUUACAGGCCCUACAGAUUGUGCAGAGAGACGUCUGGGGACCUUUGGCCGCUGCUUACCAGGACAAGCUUGAGCAUCCGGUGGUGCCACACCCGUUCCAGAUUGGAGACACCGUGUGGGUACACAGACACCAGACCAAGAAUCUCGAGCCACGGUGAAAAGGACCCUACACCGUCCUCCUGACUACCCCGACCGCCCUAAAGGUAGACGGAGUCGCGGCUUAGAUCCACGCACCACACGUCAAGGCAGUCUGGUCUGAGGAAUUGACUAAUCACAACACUACACCCCAGACAUGGAGAGUUCAGCACACUCCAAACCCCUUAAAGUUAAAACUCCUACGUGGCUCCUCCUAGCCCUUUUGUGGCCUAGAGUCAGUGAGGGAAUAAGCCCCCACCAGACAGAAAUUUCUUGACCAAGUCGAGUGAAAGAUUUCACUCAAAGUUAGCAAAAAAAUGGGGGAAUGAAAGACCCCAGCUUAGCAGCAGUAACGCCAUUUUGCAAGGCUGUACUUAAGAUGACUGGUUCAGGGAAAGGUUAGAACACUGAGUACACAGCGGCUGCCAAACAAGAUGUGUUUGGUUGAAGGCCUGGCAACAGGAGGACUGCCGUUGAGCACCUGACAAUGAGAAAAGCCCCGGGAGAGGUCCCACACCCUGGUGGGGGGCCGAGUCAGCCGUUAUGUUCCAAGAAGGUAGCUAAGAAACUUGCCCCCAGGCUGAACCCUUGGGGGGCCGAGUCAGUUCUUAUGUUUCAGGAAGGUAGCUAGGAAACUUGCCCCCGGGCUAAACCCUUGCCAUAUUAGAAUCCACCAAUUAUAUCCCUGUAACCAUGCAUCUGCUUCUGUAUGCUUGCUUCUGCUCCCCAAAAUCCUAUAAAAGCCCAUCCUUGGUUCCGUGGGGCGCGCCAGUCCCCCGAGUGACUGAAGCGCCCGCAGGUGCCUGUGCCUGUGUAUCCCGACAAUAAACCAAAUCCUCUUGCUGAUUGCA
Molecule: messenger RNA, 5497 nt
Organism: Rattus norvegicus (Norway rat)
Lineage: Eukaryota; Metazoa; Chordata; Mammalia; Rodentia; Muridae
Source: RefSeq, a predicted model, not a curated record